This is a messenger RNA of Aspergillus candidus, 1563 nucleotides long. Its product is annotated as CPBP family intramembrane glutamic endopeptidase. Gene Ontology annotation, biological process: CAAX-box protein processing. Gene Ontology annotation, molecular function: metalloendopeptidase activity. The transcript has 4 exons. The coding region runs from base 236 to 1252 and encodes 338 amino acids. NCBI's taxonomy places the organism in Eukaryota, Fungi, Ascomycota, Eurotiomycetes, Eurotiales, Aspergillaceae. Gene Ontology annotation, cellular component: endoplasmic reticulum membrane. The record is from RefSeq and is a predicted model, not a curated record.
CAGGCAGCACCGCAGCCUUGUUGGGAUUCUUUGUUUGUCUGCGGUCAAUCAUCUCAUCGGCCUUGAAGUCGACGAGAGUUUCUCUAGAUGCAUCCAUCAUCAAGCUAAGACGGAUCUCCACCCGCUUGAUCCUGAUUCCAAGGGACUCCCCGCGAUCGCCCGUUCCGCAACCCGAGAUCGUCGAUCGUUCCAAACGAGGGAUAGACCCAAACGACGGAGAUCGACUCCGACGUAGAUGACGAUGGCGCCGGUCGGGAUUAUCACUCGCCUCAAGAGCCUCUACACUAAGCCACAGGAUGAGCCUGUCAUUUCAGCGCAGCAAGCCGCGCUGUAUUCGCUGGCCUUGACCUUUCUCUAUGUCGUCCCAUUCUACCUCUUCUCCGCCACGCGGCCGUCGCAAACCCUCAGUCGGGAUGCCCCUUCGGUCAUAAGGGCUCGCAUCCGCGCGGUGACGGGGUCUUGCCUGCUCAGCACGGCCGCCGUCCUGUGGCUGUUCACGGCGAAGGGGCAUUUCCCGUCCAACGAGACCCUCCGGCUACUGGGAUGGUGGCCCGUGGGCGCUCAGGAGAUCGUGCGCAGUCUCACCCUGACCGCCAUCCUGUUCGUGGGUCCGCUCUUUGAGCGAGGCGUCAUAUGCGGCCAAUGGCGGGACUGGGUCCGAGGACGGGGGUUGUCCGAGUCGCUGCGCGGGUGGAUGGGAUGGCGCAACUUCGUCGCCGGCCCCAUUACCGAAGAGGUCCUCUUCCGAUCAUCCAUCAUCCCACUACACCUGUUAGCCAGAGUCCCACCCAGCCACAUUAUCAUAAUCACACCACUGUAUUUCGGCAUUGCCCACGUACACCAUUUCUACGAGUUCCGCCUCACCCACCCCGACACCUCCGCGUUCGCCGCCCUGCUCCGCUCCGCCGUCCAGUUCGGAUACACGACCGUCUUCGGCUGGUACGCCACCUUCCUGUAUUUGCGGACCGGAUCGCUUCUGGCCGUCAUCGUCGUCCACAGCUUCUGCAACUGGUGUGGGCUCCCCCGGUUGUGGGGCCAGGUGGGUGGCUCGGGCGUGCCGUCAAAUUCGCCGCGCCUGUGUAAAGAUAAGGACGGGGAGGAGUCGGGUUCUCCGAAGGAGGCUGGCCGGUUACGGGUCGGUUGGACUAUUGCCUAUUAUGUGCUUCUUGUGGCGGGGAUCGUGGGGUUUUACAAGGGGUUGUGGCCGUUGACAGAGUCGCCGCGUGCGUUGGUCUUGUUUACUGCUAGGUAGUUGGAACGCAUUGUUCAUGGAGACUUUGGGAGGGCAACUGGUUUGAGAGAAGCUUUCGUUCUUCCUUUUUGUGUUUUUUUUCCCCUUUCCAUCUCUUUCCCUUUCUUACUUGUUCUUUUUAAACCUGCUUGUGGCACUUUGUUCGGUUCUGGGCUCGCCCAUUUCGGUCUUACAUCUUAAUUUGCCAACACCCUUUGGUUUUUGAUUCGGACAAAGACGGUAAUAAGGAAUAAUCUGCAAGUGUAUCUACUGCAUCCCCGUGGCCAAAUAUUAUUGAGCGUGAUUAUGUCAACGUCUCCAAUUUUGUUGUG